GUUGAUAUUAAAGCAUGGAAGAAUUCUGUGUAUAUAAAGGCUUGCCAAGCUCUAGCAAGACGAGAUAAUAAAUUCUAUCGACAGUCCUCUAAGCCUCUAAAGCAACACACAACUUCAUCUACGAAUCAGAUAGUCGACACCGCCCCUUUAAUCAUGAAAACCAAGACUCUUAUCAGCUCAGCGCUGCUACUCACAGCUAAGAGUGUUCUCGCGAAUAAUGCCAUUCCAGACAGCGCUUUCUCGCAGAAUAAUGGCAUCGCCGCUGCUCAGGCAGCUGCCCCUGCAUGGUUUAUGGCAUCUGGAACCUGCAUGCCCUCGGCUGCCGAAGACGGUCAAGGCCAUCAAACCAACGGUGUUGCCAACGACAACUGCAACAUUAACAAGCUAUCCAACGGCUGUCCUCCACAGCCGUCGUGGCAGGGCGCAAACACGUUCUAUGGUAAUAUUGCUGGUGAACCGUUCAGCAACAUUCCGACAUACUACAAUGUCGUAAAGUGUGGCAACCAGUGGAAGAUUAUCUAUUACGUGUAUUUCAAGAAAGAUACUGGCCACAAGAGUGAUUGGGAGGGUGUCGUAAUUGCCUUCAACGACCAGGGUGGCGGCAGGUAUACUCGGGCCAACAUGGCCAUGGAGCAAGACGGGCAUCACCCGUGGGUGGAUUGGGAUAAGAUCAAUGACACAUUCGACAACAAUAACGACUUUGGGAACUGGGGCCAGAAGAACCGGGACCACCCUAAGGUGUACUUUGGCAAGUGGCAUCAUUCUGCACACACCGACUGGCACACCACGACUUUCAAGAAUACUUGCCCUCCUACCUCUGGCGACGAUUUCCGCAAUGCUGAUUAUCAAUUCAAGGCCGUUGACAACUUACGACACGUCACUGUGCUCAACCCAAGUUGGAACUGGGGCAAAGCGUCGUCACCUGUCAACAUCGACGUAUGCAAGUUCUAGAAAGACUUGGAGUUAUUUCAACUAGGUUAGAGUAGACCAGGCUAGGUUGCGGACGAAGAAUGAUGCUUCAAAUUCCUUACAAAUUAUUUUUUUUUUCGAUUGUCUUUCGUUUUUCCACCGUUGAUAGUACCUAUUGUAUAGACUUUGAUAUCUUUAUAUGAUUCAUUUAAAUACCUACCCUUUGUGUUGUAGGUACAGAUGUUGGAAGGCGGAACAAAUGUGCACCUCUCUACUAGGUACCCAGGUACAUACAAAACCAAAUGCGGGGGAGCUAUGUCACGUGAUUUUGGUAUCCCGAAUACCCUAGGUACCUAGGGAUGGAUACUAGAACUGGGGUAGAG
Molecule: messenger RNA, 1292 nt
Organism: Annulohypoxylon maeteangense
Lineage: Eukaryota; Fungi; Ascomycota; Sordariomycetes; Xylariales; Hypoxylaceae
Exons: 4
Coding region: 154-951 (265 amino acids)
Source: RefSeq, a predicted model, not a curated record